Molecule: messenger RNA, 1157 nt
Organism: Medioppia subpectinata
Lineage: Eukaryota; Metazoa; Arthropoda; Arachnida; Sarcoptiformes; Oppiidae
Source: the annotation of a GenBank genome assembly
AUGCCGAUUUCCACAAAUGAUGUCAAAGUCGAUGUCGACGAAGAAGUAGGCCUUUGCGGUCGAAUAGACGGGACACAUGAGUUGGUUGGCCAGCGCUGCCACUUGUGUCCACGUCUGGGAACACGUCUGAAUAAUUUGGACAUUAAAUUCGCGCAAAACAGAGACGAAGACAUAAUUGCAAAGAGUGGACCAAUUGAAGCCACAGUUGUAGUCAUUUGUGACAAUAUUUCUGAUCUGAAAAAUGCUUUCAUCGAAACACUUAUGAUAUUUGUCGACAUCAAUGGAUCCGUCGAAGACAACGAUUGGCACAAUUUGACACUGUUGGACAAAGCGGUGGACACUCGAUGUGGACAUACCUUCUGUCACGAGUGUCUCAAUCAAUGGCUCUCAAGACCGCAGACCACCAAAGAGUGUCCCGAAUGUCGACAACCGUUGGCCUCAAGAAAGCGGUCCCGAAGUCAGACCAUAGGAGACAAUAGUUUGGUAAUCGGAGGCAAUGUUUUGGUGGAGAAAAAUCGGCGCAUAAAUGAAAUGAUCGGGAAAUUGAAGAUCAGAUGUGAUUACGAGUGGAACGGAUGUCCAGAAGUGUGUCCAUUGGAGUCGUUGUCCACUCAUCUCAAGACAUGUCAACACAAAUUGUGUCAAACAUGUGGUCUAUCUGUGAAUCCCAUAAGUGAUGACCACAACUGUAUUGAAGACAUGAAGAGAGACCGAAAUGAAUGGCAAAAGAAGUGCAAUGAAUGGACACAAAGAGCUCAAGAAUUGGAGACAGAAGUGAAAGAUUUUGAAGAAAAAUCAAUGGAUUUUGAGUUGAAAUACAAGACAAACACAAAUAAAUGGCAAAAGAAAUGCAAUUCAUUGACACAAAAGACCAAAGAAUUGGAGAUAAAACUAAAGGUUUCUGAGGAAAUGGCAUUGGAUUUGGAGUCUAAAUAUAAACAAACGAAGAAUCCGAGCGAACACUUGAUUAUCAUUGAAUUGAAUGAAGCGAUGAAAGAGAUAUUUCUGUUUCAAUUGCGAAAGAAAUGCUGUAAUAAUCGUAAGUUUGAAUACAAGACAAUUGACUCAAAGACCGCACAACACAUGCUAUCGAGAGCUAAGAUUCCAAUAAUUGAAUCGACAAAAUCUUAAACAUUUUAUAAAUUUUUAAAAACCAC